This is a messenger RNA of Phanerochaete carnosa HHB-10118-sp, 1056 nucleotides long. RefSeq lists its product as uncharacterized. Gene Ontology annotation, molecular function: oxidoreductase activity, acting on the CH-OH group of donors, NAD or NADP as acceptor. Lineage: Eukaryota; Fungi; Basidiomycota; Agaricomycetes; Polyporales; Phanerochaetaceae. The record is from RefSeq and is a predicted model, not a curated record. The coding region runs from base 78 to 887 and encodes 269 amino acids. The transcript has 5 exons.
GAGUGCGUUUUCCAGGGCUCAAAAGCUAACGGCGGCCAAGCUGUGUCCUCUGUCUCUCCGUUCUGCCUUCUUUCCCCAUGACUGCGCUCUCCUCCAUCAAGGUUGCCCUGGGACGCACUGCGUUCAUCACUGGCGGUGGCCAGGGUAUUGGCCGCGCUAUUGCCCUCCGUCUCGCCCGUGACGGCCACGAUAUCUCCAUCGCGGACAUUCCGGCGGCGCAGGCGCGAGUCGACGAAGUCGUCAAGGAGAUCCAGUCAUACGGACGCAAGGCUAUCUUUGUCACGGCCGACGUACGAGAGCCAAAACAAAUUUAUGCGGCUGUCGAAGAGACUGUGGAAAAGCUUGGCCCUAAUCUUUUUGUCAGCGUCGCCAACGCCGGUGUCACUCAAGUCAAACCACUCCUUGAGUGCACGCCCGAGUUCAUGGAGAACGAGAUCCGUAUCAACCUUCUCGGCUUCAUGAAUACACACAUUGCUGCUGCACGGCAAAUGGUGAAGCAAAAAGGUGGCGGGCGCAUUCUUGGCGCAGGGUCAAUCGCCUCGUAUCGCACAGCAGAGAAUCUCGGUCCCUACGGCGCGACCAAGUUCGCCGUUCGUGCUUUCACCGAGGCCGCUGCGAGGGAGUGGGCGCAGUACGGCAUUCGCGUGAACGCAUACGGCCCCGGUAUCGUCGACACGCCAAUGUGGGAUCACAUCGACCGCGAGCUCGCGCGCAUCGAAGGCAUUGACAUCGGUGCGGCCAAAGAAAUUCGCGUCAAGCGCGAUAUCAAGCUAGGUCGUAUCCAGCAGCCAGAGGACGUCGCCAAACUUGUAUCGUUCCUCGUCUCAGACGAAGGCGAGUACAUUACGGGCCAAACAAUCAAGACGUGUGGCGGGGCAUCGCUCUAGAAUUGCGCCGCCUUCACAUAGGAAUUGUUCCGUGACCAGAAAUCAGCGGCGUUAAGACGCAUUGUACAUCUGAUGCUUAGAUAUGGUAUAGACUUUCCUCUGGGUUCAUGGGAAGGGCAUGCGACUAUUCUUGUUUACACCUCGGAAUGAAUGGAUGUUUUAUCAGGUC